UUCUUGCUGCGUGCGCUGCAUAAAGUCGAACAAGCCUUCUAUGUGCCACACUAAGCAAAAUAGAAAGUUGUCUGGCGAGAAUGAAUGUUAUAUAGACGGUAAAGAGACAGGCUGUAGUAGGACAAAGGGGAGCAAACUAUUGUUUUGAAUAUGUUUUUUAAUAUCUUUGCAUUUUGUUGCAAAAUGAUUCGUUGUAUGCAAUACAAACAGAAUACAAUAGAUUGGGCUAACCUGCCGUAGAUUUUUUUCAUUUGACUGCUGCUUAGCAUAAAUGAGUGAGGAAAAUGAGCGCGGCAAAAAUAUAUUAAGUGGCUCCUUAUGUCGCGUGAUGUUGCUGCGAUACGUUAACGCGUCCACCAUAUUGGUCCGGGCAAGAGCGCUUAAUAGUACAGCAUAAACGCUCUCUCGAAGAUGCCCGCGCGAACGGAACGGGAAGAUGACGUCAACAACGCUUUGCAUGUUGGGACUUUAGGAUACGGAAACUGUGGGAAAGCUAUGUUGUCGGACGAGACGUUGAAGUUUGCAUUUUACCGCUAAAAUGGUCAACUCUUGUUGUGUAAUAAACUGCCACAGCCGCACCUUCGACCGGCGUGGAAAACGCAUCUAUGAUGGAGUGCGGUAUUUUAGUUUUCCCACAUGGAAACAACACCAUGGACCCAAGGUCUCCGAGCUAACAAAGCGGCGUCGCAUGGCAUGGGUAGAAGCAGUAGGACGGGAAAGCAUCACAUUCGACUCCAUUUCCCGACACAUGUUUGUUUGUUCACGGCAUUUUCACUACGGGAAACCAGCCUAUGAAAUGCUGGAGUGUGAUCCUGACUGGGUGCCAACAUUACGUAUGGGCCACACAGAAGAAGACUCUAAGAAGUUAAAUCAAAGGAAAAAGAGAAAGAAAGCUCUCACAGGGAACAACGGAGCACCUGCACCUCUUGAUCUAGGAGACCAAACAUCAGAUAAGGUUGAAGCUGUACCACAAAAUGAUGCUUUACAGAUGGAUGAAGCUGGCGUGAACACUGUCGUGUCACAGGAAUGUGAUUUUUGUAGCUGCAGCAAUGCUGAACUUAACCGCUUGUUGGAGGAGAACAGAAUGUUAAAGAAAGAGCUUUCUCAACAGAAUAUGGAUGAGGAUUUUUUUAAAGAUGAUGACAAGAAGGUCGAAUACUACACAGGUCUUCCAUCGUUUCCGGUUCUGAUGGGUGUGCUGGCACAUCUUGAUCCCUACCUGCCACAGGCCAGCCAAGACCUUUCACCUUUUCAGAUGCUCCUCUCAACUCUGAUGCAGCUGAAGCUGAAUCUGCCGGACCAGCACAUUGCAUUCCUCUUCUCUGUGGAUCGAAAGACAGUGACCACCACAUUCAGAGAGACCAUAGAUGUAAUGUUUAUACAUCUUAAACCUCUGUUGCACUGGCCCAAGAGAUAUGUCUCGCUAGCCACUUUGCCACAUCAGUUCGUAGAGGCUUUUGGCGAACGUGUAUUCAUUAUUGUGGACUGCUUUGAAAUGAACAUUGAAGGAGCAUUAAGUUUCAAAGCUGGAUCGCAUACAUUUUCCCGCUGUAGACACAAGGACACCCUGAAGUAUCUCAUUGGCUUUACGCCAAUGGGAGCAAUCGCUUUUGUUUCCCAAGGAUGGGCUGGUCGUGUCAGCGACAAGCAUGUGACUGAGAAUAGUGGCCUUUUGAACCAGUUGUUACCUGGGGACUUGGUUUUGGCAGGUCGUGGAUUUGACAUCAAGGACAGUGCCGGAUUGAUGUGUGCGGAAGUGAAAUCCCCUGCAGUGACAGCAGAAAACAACCAGCUGGAUGUAAAAUAUGUGGAGGGGAUACACCAUUCAGCUUACAUCAAGGACCACGUGGAGAAGAUUAUUGGAACUAUACACGCAAAAAGCUCAAUACUAAGCAGAACUUUACCAGUGAGCAUGGUGCUCCCAUGUCCAGAUGAGGAUGUGUCAUUUUUUGACAAGAUAUUGACUGUAUGCUGUACUGUAACUAACAUGUGCCCUAGCGUUGUGAUGCCCUGGCUUAAACCAUGACAUGACAUAAAACAAUGUAAAUAUGUGUGAAUGGCAUAUCCUGUGUUAUUAGUGUUUUUUUAAGUUACGUUCCACCUGUUGCCAUAUUAAAUGACAAAAAGUACCUCAGCUA
This is a messenger RNA of Paramisgurnus dabryanus, 2138 nucleotides long. RefSeq lists its product as uncharacterized. The record is from RefSeq and is a predicted model, not a curated record. NCBI's taxonomy places the organism in Eukaryota, Metazoa, Chordata, Actinopteri, Cypriniformes, Cobitidae.